This is a messenger RNA of Stegastes partitus (bicolor damselfish), 856 nucleotides long. RefSeq names its product beta-2-microglobulin-like. Lineage: Eukaryota; Metazoa; Chordata; Actinopteri; Pomacentridae. The record is from RefSeq and is a predicted model, not a curated record. Bases 165 to 518 code for a protein of 117 amino acids. The transcript has 4 exons.
GGGUUCCGGUGUUGUUGAAGUGUUUGGUACGUGGGGAAUGUUCCGCAAAGCAGGAAGACACAAACAGUGUUUGGUUUCGGUUUGGAUCGCGGGGAGCUGUCGUUGUACCUCUCUUUCUGACAAGUGUUUAACUUCUAGUGAGCAGACGGUCUGAAGCUGAAGUCAUGGGAACGCUCGUGUGGUUGGUCGUCGGUGCGCUUUGUCUCGCCGGUGUGUCGGUAGCCAAAGACUCUCCACCCAAGGUCCAGGUAUACACUCGUGCACCGGGAGACUUCGGGAAACCCAACACCUUCAUCUGUCAUGUGAGUGGUUUCCACCCGCCAGAAAUCUCCAUUGAGCUUCUCAGAAACGGAGUGAAGAUAGCCAAGACGAAUCAGACCGACCUGGCCUUCGAUGAGCACUGGCACUACCACCUGACCAAGCAUGCAGCUUUCACUCCCUACAAAGGAGAGGAGUUCGCCUGUAGGGUGACCCACAUGGGGACGACUAAGAUGUUCAUCUGGGAUCCAGAUAUGUAGCUUCUGCAAUAUGUCUUCCCCAGGUGUCCUCAGUGGGAUGGAGAAGACCAGAAUGAGUCUUAAUCAUCUGCAAUGUUGGGUUUCACUGCAAAAGCUUCAACCAUAUUGAAAAGAAAGGACUGUACUUUGAUCAGCUGUGUCUUAUGUAUGAGAACAUCCACAUCACAGUAAAGCUUCAUAAAGUGUUUGUGGGGAUUUUGUUCUAGUUAUGUGACAGAACGACUGUAGCCACGAGCACUUGCUUAUUCUGCUUCCAAAGUAGUGGAUGCAAGAUUGUGUGAUUUAUUAAAUGUAUUGUAUACAUUAUGGUUGAGAAAUAAAUUUGUAAUCAAAUGUAA